UUUUAAACAUAUCACAGAUUUUACACACAGAACGUAGAAAAUAAAUUUUAGGUAAUUUAAAAUCAUUUCGUGUUAGUUGGUUAGUUUGAUUGAAAUUCUUCGUAUUGAAAAUUAAGAGCCCGCUAAAUGGCAAACGCCGAAAACAAUAAGGAGCUGAAUGCUUUACCGAAGGCUAUUGAUAUCGAGAAUACCCAACACAUAUGCCUUUACCUGCGGAAUCUACGGUUACGGCUCAAGCAAACUAUACAGCAGCACACUGACCUGAUUCAGACUUCAGUAAACAUAAUCAGGGAGAUGGCUGAUGUGUCCACAAUGCUGGCAAUGACGCAGUCCGGUCCAGAGCAGCAGCCUACUAAAAUCAAGCGUCUGAUUAUGGAGUUUGAAAACAUGCACACAGGAGACAAUGGCUUGAGCUCAGUCGAGGUAAUUGAACUGCGUGAACUGCUCGCUGAUUUUCGACGACUUCACGAGAGUCAACUGCUGCGCGAUAGUCUGAUGUGUUUCAAGCGCGCCAAGGAGUCAUUCGAGAAGGUUGAAACCUUGAUGGGCCAUUCUGGCCAAAGUGCUCUCGGCGAAUCGGGCCAGCCAUCGCCUCAGAGCAGUCAGGCAGUGGUGAGCAGCAAUAGUGCUAGUCGCAGUCUGCGGGAGAAGAUUCUGGCCUUCAAUAAGGCCUCGGAGAAGGGCCAGAAUAUGCUGCAAAAUUUUACGCAUUGCUUUAGCAAAAUGAGUAGUACGAAUAUUGCUUCUGCUGAUGAAACGCAGGCAAAUCCGACUGCAUCGCGUUCCCGCACGAAUUCCGGCUAUGAGGGUGACGUGGAUAGUGAAAUCGAUCAAACUGAUAAUGCCAAAAGUAAGGAACAAGUUGUCAAACCUAAUAAUUGAGGCAUAUUUAUGGUUUAAGUUUAUUAUACACGUAUAUCAUACCAAAUAACGAGCUAUGCCUAACAUGUUAUGUGUUUUAAAUAUUCUAUUGUUAUGACAA
Drosophila novamexicana is the source of this 982-nucleotide messenger RNA. RefSeq lists its product as uncharacterized. NCBI's taxonomy places the organism in Eukaryota, Metazoa, Arthropoda, Insecta, Diptera, Drosophilidae. The record is from RefSeq and is a predicted model, not a curated record. The transcript has 2 exons. The coding region runs from base 127 to 882 and encodes 251 amino acids.